AAUUUCUAUUAAAACAUUUGUGUCCUUAUCUCUCUAAAAAUGAAGCUCUCUCUGCGUGUGGUGUCAGCCAUUCUCCUCUCGUUCAUGCUCCUCUUUACUUCAGGAAUGGGUCCAGUGGAAUCAAAACCGUGUGAGGCACGGAGUAAAACGUUCCAAGGAGUGUGUCUCAACGGACAGAAAUGUGCCUCUGCUUGUACCAAAGAAGGUUCCACAGGCGGUCGUUGCAGUAGUCUCCGUUGCUCCUGCACCAGACCCUGCUAGUUAAAUUUUAUCAACUAAUGAAAACAUAAAACCAUUCAUUUUUAAAGUAGUCUCAUUCAUCAUUGUUUAGUUGUAAUUCGC
Raphanus sativus (radish) is the source of this 342-nucleotide messenger RNA. Its product is annotated as defensin-like protein 10. Lineage: Eukaryota; Viridiplantae; Streptophyta; Magnoliopsida; Brassicales; Brassicaceae. The transcript is spliced from 2 exons. The coding region runs from base 40 to 261 and encodes 73 amino acids. The record is from RefSeq and is a predicted model, not a curated record. Gene Ontology annotation, biological process: defense response.